UCUUACCGGCUGGGGAGGCCGGAGAAAAUCUCUUGCAGGGAAAGGAAGGAAGUUGCCCUUACCUUUCCCUGAGAAACACCCUUAGACUUAGCCUGAUGUGUGAGUGUGAGCUAUGGCACCGGUGCUAACUCGCGCUUCCUGGCCUCCUCACGCAGCGGAGGCUUUGACUAGAUUUCCCCCUCAGUGCUGCGUUGGUACCGUCCGGCCCUGUCCCGUGGGUGGCAAGAUGGCGUCCCCCAGAGCGCUCUAGGAGCGUCGCGGUUGGUGGCAGCGGCGGGAGCAGACCGGUCCGCCCAGGAUGUCCAGAAGCAAGCGUAAAAGCAGGGUGAUGUAGCUGGUACUGCUAAGAACCACCAAGCAAUAACGAUGGAAACAAAAGUGAAAAUAAUUGAGAGACUGGGGCCAGGCGAAAAGAUGGUAGAUGUCACUCGUUCUUGUAACAUGAAUCGUUCAGCCAUCAGAACAAUUCUAAAGAACAAGGACAAGAUCUUGGAACGUGUGAAAUCUGCUGUACCAACAAUGUCGACGAUAAUACCAAAGAAGCGUGGAAAAGUGAUGGAGGAGAUAGAAAAACUUCUCAAUGUUCUUGAGUCCACGAGUCCCCUGGUUUAGCCCAAGCCCAGUGGCAGCGCCAUGGUGACGGAGCAGGAGGUAGAGGGGUUGGGGCAGAGGCUGGUGGACCCCCAGAAGCCCCUGCAGGCCCGCUUCCGGGCGUUGUUCACACUGCGCGGGCUCGGGGGUCCAGCAGCCAUCUCCUGGAUCAGCCGGGCCUUCAGCGACGACUCGGCCCUGCUCAAGCACGAGCUGGCCUACUGCCUGGGUCAGAUGCAGGACUCGCGGGCCAUCCCCGUGCUGGUGGACGUGCUUCGUGACACCCGCCAGGAGCCCAUGGUGCGCCACGAGGCAGGGGAGGCCCUCGGGGCCAUUGGGAACCCAGAGGUGCUGGAGAUCCUGAAGCAGUACUCCACCGACCCUGUCAUCGAGGUGGCAGAGACGUGCCAGCUGGCCGUCCGGCGGCUGGAGUGGCUGCAGCGGCACAGCGGGGAGCCGGUGGCUCAGGGGCCCUACCUCUCCGUGGAUCCGGCCCCAUCCGCCGAGGAGCGCGACGUGGGGCGGCUGCGGGUGGCGCUGCUGGAUGAGGCCCGGCCGCUCUUUGACCGAUACCGAGCCAUGUUCGCCCUGCGCGAUGCUGGCGGGGAGGAGGCUGCCCUGGCGCUGGCCGAGGGCCUGCGCUGCGGCAGUGCCCUCUUCCGCCACGAGAUCGGCUACGUCCUGGGCCAGCUGCAGCACGAGGCGGCCGUGCCCCAGCUGGCGGCGGCCCUGGCGCGACCCACCGAGAACCCCAUGGUGCGGCACGAGUGCGCGGAGGCCCUGGGGGCCAUCGCCCGGCCCGCCUGCCUGGCCGCCCUGCGGGCCCACGCGGCAGACCCCGAGCGCGUGGUGCGGGAGAGCUGCGAGGUGGCCCUGGACAUGUACGAGUAUGAGACGGGGCCGGCCUUCCAGUACGCGGAUGGGCUGGAGCACCUGCGCCCACCCCCCUCCUAGGGCCGCGCCCGGCUGUCUCCCUCGAGGAGUGUUGGAAUGAAUUGCAUCUCGCUUCCCUGUCUCCCAGCCGCUUUCGCAUCUUGAACCCCCGAGUGGACUGCAGGCUCCCCGGGGCCAGGCUGAAGUCUCUUCUCUGCCCCUCUGAGUGCAGGGCUGCAGUGUUGGCGUGGGAGGGGUAUCUAGGGGGUCCGGGGACAGGGCUGUGCUCUGGGGGGCUGGGGUGCUGUGGUCCAGCUUCUCUAGGAAUGAGGGGGUGCAGGGAAAGGUGUUGUGGGCUAACCCGUCCCCGUCGGGCCUGGGCAGGGUCUGGGGACGUCAGAGAGCUGUCCUUGGGUUGGGCAGGUGGUCCCUGGGUGGGUUGGCCUGGGCUGGAGCUCAGGGAGGGACAAGCAGGUCCCAGGACAUUCUCCAAAUGGACUAUUAAAUUAUUUUUGCCAAGCGAUGACUCUCAGAGUGUGUUGGGGGGCCUCUGGGGUGAUGGUCGGCUGCUCUAAAAGAACAUGUCCUGGGCUUCCCUGGUGGCGCAGUGGUUGAGAG
This is a messenger RNA of Physeter macrocephalus (sperm whale), 2082 nucleotides long. It is a transcript of the gene DOHH, whose product is annotated as deoxyhypusine hydroxylase. Bases 634 to 1545 code for a protein of 303 amino acids. The transcript has 6 exons. Gene Ontology annotation, molecular function: deoxyhypusine monooxygenase activity. Lineage: Eukaryota; Metazoa; Chordata; Mammalia; Artiodactyla; Physeteridae. The record is from RefSeq and is a predicted model, not a curated record. Gene Ontology annotation, biological process: peptidyl-hypusine biosynthetic process.